Molecule: messenger RNA, 5448 nt
Organism: Camelina sativa (false flax)
Lineage: Eukaryota; Viridiplantae; Streptophyta; Magnoliopsida; Brassicales; Brassicaceae
Product: dof zinc finger protein DOF2.2-like
Biological process (GO): regulation of DNA-templated transcription
Molecular function (GO): DNA-binding transcription factor activity; DNA binding
Source: RefSeq, a predicted model, not a curated record
UUUAGAAAAGCAUUAUGUUCUUACUUUAUCUUUGUGCUCAUUCUCUAUCAUCAUCUUCUCUCUAAACCUCUACUCUUCUCUCUUUCCCUUUUGGUUCUGUGCUCUCCCUCACAUCUUCUUUAGCCUUUGGUUCCCUUCUUUCGUUUUUAUUUUGAUUCUCCCACCAUUUUUGUUCUUUUGAGUUUUAAAGAUCCAUCAAACUUUAUUAAAGAAAGAAGAACAAAGAGAUAAAAGGGAAGAAGAACAAUGGUUUUCUCAUCCGUCUCAAGCUUUUUAGAUCCACCAAUUAAUUGGCCACAGACUACGAAUUCGAAUAAUCAUCCUCAUCAUCUUCAGCUACAAGAAAAUGGAAGUUUAGUUAGUGGCCACCACCAGGUACUCUCUCACCACUUCCCACAAAACCCUAACCCUAACCACCACCAUGUUGAUACCACAGCCGCCACCAGCGUUGAUCCGGGAGGUCUCAAUGGCCAGGCGGCUGAGAGAGCAAGGCUAGCUAAGAACUCUCAGCAGCCGGAAGGAGCCUUAAAGUGCCCUCGAUGCGACUCAGCCAAUACUAAGUUCUGUUACUUCAACAACUACAACCUCACGCAGCCACGUCACUUCUGCAAGGCUUGCCGCCGCUACUGGACACGUGGUGGUGCCUUGAGGAACGUACCUGUCGGUGGUGGCUGCCGGAGGAAUAAAAAGGGUAAAUCCGGAAAUUCAAAGUCUUCAUCCUCCUCAUCCCAGAACAAGCCAUCAACGUCUAUGGUCAACGUUACAAGCCCUACGGCUACUAGUAAUGUCCAGCACCAAACAAAUACCCAAUUCCCAUUUUUGCCCACUCUACAAAACCUCACUCAACUCGGUGGUAUCGGUUUAAACUUAUCCCCCAUUAAUGGAAAUAAUGGUGGAAAUGGUAACACUAGCUCAGGUUACUUGAAUGAUUUAGGUUUUUAUCAUGGUGGCAACACUUCAGGUCCGGUCAUGGGUAACAACAACAACAACAACAACAACAACAGCAACAACGGGAAUAACAUAAUGACUUCUCUUGGAUCAGCAAACCACUUUGCUUUGUUCGAUCGAACCAUGGGAUUAUAUAAUUUCCCUAACGAGGGCAAUAUGGGAUUAUCUUCUAAUGGAGCUACUAGGGUUUCGCAAACUGCUCCGGUGAAAAUGGAAGACAACCAUUUGGGUAAUAUAAGCCGGCCGGCUUCGGGUUUGACAUCUCCGGGGAAUCAAUCCAAUCAAUAUUGGACAGGACAGGGUCUCCCCGGUUCUUCUUCAACCGAUUAUCACCAGCACCUUAUGUGAGUGUUACUUUGCCGUCGGAUCAUCCAUGGACCUCGUUAACGGUCCAAUGCAUAUGGAAAAACUAUAAGGUAUAUUAGAAUGGGUUUGUUAUAGUGAUCAUUGGGUGCAUAUAGAAUCAGGUGCACAAAGAAAUAUUAUUCGUAUUGUGUGAUUAUGAGAACUUGUUAGUCGUGUGAGUGUCUGUCGAGUUUGUGUUUAUUGAUCAAUUCGUAUUCUUCACUUGGAUAUUCAUAAAAUAAUACUAACUUUUUGUAUGUUCUUAUAUAUUUAUUUUUUUCUGCUGAAUAUGUGUUUUCUUCUUCUUUCUGGCUAUAUAUAUGGGUUUGGUUUCUAAGUUCUAGCUAGGAGUACGUGAGAAAAGCGAGCCAACCAGCAUAAUUAUAAAGGAUUUUUAUCAUUCACUGCUUUCUUUUUUCAAAGUUUAUAUAGUGAAUAAUUUUACGGGACCAAUCUUAUAGGAUAGUGCAUAAAGUAAAAGAGUGUUACAGACUGACGAAUUUAAUCAUACAAUUCCGUGUCACUCUAGAGAUAGUAAAGUUUUAAAAAUUACCAAAAAGCUUUAUAUUUCUCACAUUUUUAGGAGCUUUUCCUUUUUCUUUUUCAGUCCUUAAUAAAGAUCUGUGCAUAUGAAGAUAUGCAUGUUAUACGUACCACGUUAUAAUGUUUACUUUCCAGUAUUAAGAUUCCGUACGUACAUACCUUUUUAAAAAAGACUAAAAAAAUAACCCUUACUUAUCAUUUUAACUGUGAAUACUGAAUAACGUAAAUUUAGGAUUUAUUUCACAUAUAUGUAUUCUGGAAAUUCAUGGAUUCUUUUUAGGUUUAAUUAUAUAAAUUACCUCACUAUAUACUCUGCAAAAAUGUCACCACUUCAUUUUUGCAAAUACGUACUUAUUCUAUUCUGUCGAAAGUUUUUGUCAAAAAAUAGUUGUCUAUUUGUUAUUUCUUAGUCAUGUACAUGCAUGCCAGCAAUAGUUGCCACUGUCGAAUUAGUACUCUAAUUUCCAAACCACCUCAAUAUCAAGGUUAUAUCGUGUUUUGGCUUAAUGAGUUCAAAUGAGUUACGUCUUUAUCAUCGCCUUAACAAUUCUCGCAACAUCCUUGUAAUAAUUGCUUGGGUUUUGACCUUUUCUAGCUCUAAAUCUUCUUGCUAUGUCUCUUCAUAACUCAAUUAAUGCUUAAUUUACAGUUAAUUUGUUAUUCUGGCUCUGAUUGGUACAAGACUUUUAAGAUUUAAAAAAAAUUAAAGCCUUCACAGCUAUUUAUUUGCCAGUCAUACUUUUUUUUACUUUUAUUUAUUUUAAAGCUUUGUAAAUCACUUUUUUUUAUUUUCUUUCUAUGUUUUCUCAGAUUUUUUAAAGCGUCAAAACGAGGUCUUAAAAUUAAACAAAUAUAAAACUGAAUUGAAUGAUUGAAUUGUGUUGAGUUGUAUUGUAGAGGUUUGUCUCAGCCUAUCAAAGAAGCUUCUAGCUAAAGAAGAAGACUUGAGGUCAUAUUGAUUAGUUGAGAUCAAAAGACAGGAUCUUGGUUUCUAGUGCUGCAGAUGUUCUCAAACUUGGAAAUGAGAUCUUCUUAAGGACAUAAAGAUCUUUUUCUAUUUCUGUGUGAUAUUAUUGGAAUCUGCUUUUGAAGUUGGCUGUUUGCAGAGUUAUCUUUCUCGAUAUGUGUUGGGGAUUUGGUCAUAACUUCCAAACCAUAAACCCAAACCAUGGUCUGCUUUCACCUAUGACUCUCUAUCUCUGAUGUUGAUCUUGCUACUAAGUUACAGAAUUUUCUGGGUUGAAUUGCUGCUUCGUCGAUGUCGUGUAUCAAGGAUGGUUAACAAGUUUUUAUGAAAGAUACAUCAAGGUCUUUGAAGUCUACAAAGAGUCAAGGUCUGUGUUCUGUUGAUUGUGUGUUUCCUGUGGAACAGUUCUUGGUUGAAACACAUAAUCAACAUCAGGGAGAAAAGCUAACUCAUAGUGAUAAAAGUAUGAGAUAUGAAGAAUAAGUUAUGAGUUUGAUGGAGUUGCAGUUUCAUGAAGCUGGUUUCUUGUCUAACUUUGCCUCUGAGUUUGACUUUGCUAUAGGCCUCAGAUCUAUGCAUUGAAAGAUGUCUUGAAAUCUUGAAAGCAAGAUCUUUUCAGCGAUAUAAAGGUAUCCUUCUGAUUCUGUGUCAUUUGAUGGGAAAUUGUUCCCAAAGUUAGCUGUUCGCAGGUUUAACCAUUUUGGAUCUGCUUUGGAAAAUUGUUCUUAACUUUCAAUAUCUAAACCCAAAUUGUGAUCCGCUUUCUCUUGUGGCCUCACAUUGUUGUCCUUAAUCAUCCCACAACAUUUUGGAAUUUUCUGGGCUGUUUUGUUAUUUCGUAUAUGCUCUGCAUCAAGGCUGGAGAAGAAGCUCAAAUCAAGACCUCAUGGUUGGAAAAAGAAAUAGAAGUUCUUAAUGUUCCUAGGUCUGGUAAUCACAAUCAAAGUAUUAUGAUCCAUCAGUAAGUAAUACGAAGUUGAUUGUGAAGAAGUGUGGAAAGUCAUCUGAUCUGAAGGUGAAUAUCUUGCACCAAAGUCUGAAGUGUUCAAGGCAGACAUUCACCUCUAUGUCACUACCUCAGAGCUAUGUCAAUGUAAGUAAAAUCUUCGGCGUGAUGGAAUAUGAUUACAAGGAAUUAAUAUCUGCUGGGAGUUAUUGUCACGAGAGAAGUGGUACUAUGAAGAUGUGAAACCCAUAUUUUUCUGUUGAAAAUGGAGGUUUUAAUGAGGAAUGUCCUUAAAGCUCUUAUCAGAUGUUAUUGGUUUUGUUCUCUGUUGUGCCUUGUAUUGGUUGGGAUUGUGUACAAGUAAGUUGUUGCAGAAUAUUCAAGAAGACCUCUGGGUGUUGGAAGAGAAGAGUAAGAGCGCUCGAUUAUUAAAGUUUAAGAGAAGGAUUCACUUUCACUAGUAGUAUAAGAUGGUCGGGAUCAAUCUGAGGUAGAAUACUCAGAGUUGUGUAACUCCGGUUCAGUUCUGCAAGGUUAGCGUAAGUGAGGUCUGCAAGGAGAUGUUGUUCGAAAUCAAUCUGAGGUAGAAUACUCAGAGUUGAGUAAAACCGAUUAAGUUGUAACCCAGGAAGCUGAAGUGUCUUGUCAGUGAAAGUUGGGACAUCGCUUUUGAAAUUCAAGAAAUUGUUGCUGCUCUAGUUUUUAAAUCUGAGGAUUGUUUAUGAGGUUCUUCUUUUGUGUGUUGAAGAAGGAUGUUCCAAAUACUGAAACAACAACUGCUUCAGAAGCUGCAAUCGUCUAUCUUAUUCACUGGUUCACUGUUGGGAUCAAAAGAUGUUGUUUAAAGGUUGCCUCAAGGUAUAUUCAUCUGGAUUUAUCUCAACGUUACUCUUAAGGUGAAGAAUAUUUUUAUGGUCAUGAUGUCUUUUCGGUGUUGCAAGCAACUAGUGUGUGUGUGUGGUUCUGUACCAAAUCUCUGGUCUGUAUAUUGCUUGAGGUUCAGGAGAAGUUUCAAGAAAAGCAUGGGUGAGAUAUGUAUUGUAACUGGUUGAUUUGGAAGAUACCUCUACUUCAUGAAGUACAGUAUAUGGAUCUCUGAUCUGCCUUAGUAAAGAAGAGCGUCUUGAAGCCUAUAUUUGCAAGGAUGAAAAACAGUUUUCGAUUAAGACUACUUAAACAAGCUAGUCUACAGAAGCAAAGACAGAAGUUGAGGCUAUUCAGUCAGUGCUACAUUUCACAAGAUCAUCAUGGUUCGAGAGAAUUGUCUAUGUUUCCGCUGCGACUACAAAGGUAUUAUUUCGAUGAUCAUGUUAUUGCUUCUGAUCAGUUUUGCUUCCCAUUGUUCAAAGGCUGCGAUUUGAAAUGAAGCACCAUGCUUGCUAGUGCUAAUGAGGUUAUGAUUGAGUUAAGAGUCAUCAGGUUCUCAAAGAGGAUUUUAAGAUGUUCUCACAGUUGUGUUCUCAAAGAAGUGUUCUCACAGUUGUGUUCUCAAGGAAGUGUUCUCGGCUCAGAACUAGUUUGUGUAUCAUCUUCAGAAAUUAGCUGUCCUGUGCGUACGGCAUGCUUUGAUCCUGAUUCUAUAGGCGACAGCGGUACAUUUCUGAAGAUGGGUUAACUAGUUCUGAGCUACUCUCAUAUGUGUCAUUGUAACCAAGUAAUCAUUGUCAAUGGUUUGAUGGCUGAUAAAAACUUUUUUUUU